Molecule: messenger RNA, 837 nt
Organism: Acanthamoeba castellanii str. Neff
Lineage: Eukaryota; Discosea; Longamoebia; Acanthamoebidae
Exons: 5
Coding region: 1-837 (278 amino acids)
Source: RefSeq, a predicted model, not a curated record
AUGGUGAUGGUGGACUGGCGUGUUGUCAGCUUCGUCCUGUUCUCCCUUUGUCUCUACUUGCUCCUCUCCUCCUCCUCCUGCGGGAGUCCCCCUUUGCAUGACGACGUGAGGGAGGAGACUUGGCGGUACCCUGAGCGGGCGUCCGAAAGUGACGUGGACACGAUCUACAGCCAGUGCGGCUCGCUCAUCCCGCCCAAGGCCGGAUGGUGGCCACAGCAGCGACCGGAGGGGAGGAAAAGAGGCCAACGACUGCCGCUGAUACCCCUCGGGAGUCGCGAGCAGCUGGGCUGUCUUGCCGAGCUCUACGAACUCAAGACUGGCGCCGAGCUCGGAGUGCAGCAAGGACUUUUCUCGAAUGAGACCCUCUCGCGCUGGCCAAGCUGUGAGAAGUACAUCCUCGUUGAUGUGUGGAAGCAUCAAGAAAGCUACGAUGACGGCGCCAACGUGGAAGAUUCUGAUCAGGAGGCGCGCUUCGAGGAGACCAAGCGCAACUUGGAGCGGUACGCCCACAUCACCGAGUUCUUGCGCAUGUACACGACCGAGGCCGCCAAGCUUGUGCCGGACGACUCGCUCGACUUCAUCUACGUGGACGCGCGCCACGACUACUGCGGGGUGCGCGAGGACCUGCGCACCUGGUGGCCCAAGCUGCGGAUGGGCGGUAUCUUCGCCGGCCACGACUACCUUUCUGGAUCCGAAGCCCACGAGCUUGGCCAGUCAUGGCGUCAAUGCAUGGAUGGAUCGGAGGGGAGUGGAGCGGUGAAGGGAGCUGUGAACGAGUUCGCGUUCGCCAACAACCUGCAGGUGCUGUACCCUUCGUGGUACCUCCAGAAGCUGUAG